GUGGCGGUGGCGCGAGUUUUAUAUUUAUUGUGCUUUAGGUCGGCGGGAGAUAGAGCUCUAUCUGUCGGAGUUUAAUUAAAUUACUUUGUUCUUUUGGAGAGUGUCAGUUUAAAAGCGUUACAAUGGAUGACUUCGGUGUUUAUGCCAUAUUUGGAGUAGAUGAACCACCACAGCAGAUAUUAAGACGUGAAGGAUGGCAGAGCUCAAUUGAGAUCCAACCUAGUGUCCAGCUGGUGGUUCUCUUCACCAGAGGAGACUGGGGAAAGCGAGAUUCAGUCUCUGUGGAACUGGCUGAUGAGAGGAACAUACCCAUUAAUAUGGGAAAACUAACACCAUUCAAUAAAUGUCUGUCAUGGGAAUCUGGUGAGGAUGGUGUCUGGUCCAGUGGAGCAACCUUAACUGUAAAUCUCAUUGGGGGUGCUACAGAGUUUUUGGAUCCGGGGCUGACUCUCUCAUGGAUGGAAUGCACUCCAGAGUGCAUUCCCGCAGUACCUGCAUUACGAGAGUGUCCAGGCAAGAGGAAGCGAUCUCAGGGAGAGGAGGAGGAGGAGGAGGAGGAAGAAGUUAAUGAAGGUAGAGGCAAAGAGAACAUCUGCCCUAAUGCCUCUGAAAAGGUGACACCUCAAAGACGGAGCAAGAACAAUCAUCGUGGAGGUCAGACACGUCUCUUCUCACAAAAGGAGGAACAGACUGCAACUUCCAGUUCUCAGAGCCACAAAGCUAAAGGCAAGCUGGCCAAAACCCCCUCACAGACUGCUCCAUUGGACAAGCCAUCAGGUCGUUGGGGUCAAACUGUCUGUCCCAUUGAUCCUCAGACAGCCAUUUUGAUUGGUGGACAAGGUGCCAGAAUGCAGUUCUGCAAAGACCCCAUUUGGAAACUGUGCACAGAGGAUCUUUCUUGGGUACCUGCUGAAACCCUUGCAGAAGGACCCACCCCUGAGGCCCGCAUUGGUCACACAGCGACCUAUGACCCGGAAUCUAAACGUAUCUUUGUGUUUGGUGGCUCAAAGCAUAAGAAAUGGUUUAAUGAUGUUCACAUCCUAGACACACAAACCUGGCGUUGGACUUUGGUUGAGGCACAGGGAAAAGUGCCUCCUCUGGCCUACCACAGCUGCAGUAUGUUCCGAGGAGAGCUCUUUGUAUUUGGAGGAGUGUUUCCUCGCCCACACCCAGAACCAGACGGCUGCAGUGACUCCAUCUACAUCUUUAACCCUGAAAUGGCCAUCUGGUAUCAACCUAUUGUCAAUGGAGAGAAGCCUGCGCCACGCUCUGGGCACUCAGCAUGUGUGAUGCAGGGGAGGAUCUUUGUGUUUGGUGGAUGGGACACCCCUGUGUGCUUCAAUGACAUGUUUAUGCUAGACCUUGGCUUAAUGGAGUUUUCUGCUGUGAAGACAAGUGGAACAGCCCCGUCUCCCAGAAGCUGGCAUGGCUGUGCGGUUCUUUCAGACUGCAGCUUCCUGAUCCAUGGGGGCUACAAUGGCAACAAUGCACUCAGUGAUGCAUUCGUCUUCAACACAGACACUAGUUGCUGGUCAUCUCUGGCUUUUCCCCAGCUCAAUUCUGUACCCCGAGCUGGACAUUCCAUCAUUACCAUGCCCACAACAUGCAAACAGGGAUGUACAGAUGAACAAGAGGAACUUCCAGAGUCAGUCCCACAAACACUUCUGGUUUUUGGUGGUGGUGACAACGAAGGGAGCUUCUUCUCUGAUCUUUUCACUAUGCCAGUAGAGGAGCUAAGAGACUAAACAUUUGAUCAGGAUUUGGUUUUACAUGCAUUUUUUAAAAUUGUUUUAUGUCGUGGUGUUUCAGAUAAUUUUUUUUGUGUGUGGAUUGAUGUUUGUUUAUUUAAAGAUGUAUAUUACUUUCACUCAGGUAUUUGCAUUAUGUCCUCAUUUAUUAGCAUUCAUUUAUGCAUAGAUCUUAUGAAGUCACUCUUCAUGAUGCUGUGGAGGAUGUGCUAAGCAUUUGUGAUAAAAGCGCAAUAUUAUAAAUCAUUGAGAGUGGACUGUUUCCUAAAGAAGAGAACUAGUUCAUCGAACUAUUUACUCACCCUUGAGUGGUGUCGAAUUUGUAUCCAAAAAAAUCUAAUAUGCCAGUGUGUGUUAUGUUGUUAUAUUGCAUAUCUUCUAAAGUCAUAAAAUAGCUGUUGACAAACAGACCUAAAAAAUCUCCAUGAUAGCUGUUAGUUCAUCAGGUUUUUUUAACACCAUGAUAUCAAUUCUGAUUUAAGAACUUAUGUUUUUUUUUUUUUUGAUUAUUUUGUGAAAACCUAAAAUCUAAUUUUGUUUCUCACAGAAAGUGUUCUUGUGUAGUGUAAAGAUUCUUCAGAAAUUCUCCUUUUGUGCUCCACAAAAAUUAACAGCAUUUGUUUAUAGAUUUACAUGAGGGUGAGUAAACAAUGACAGGUUUUUAACUUUGGGUUGAACGAUUCCUUUAUCUGUCCAAGAGGGAGAGUCAUUUUGUGAUUCACACCCUCAGAUUUGAUCUGUGAAAGCUUCCUGAUGUCUGUUUUGUGUAUAUAUAUAUAUGCCUAGUUUUAGACUAAGAUUUUUUGCUUGUUCUUUUUAAAUGGCUGUAAAUGUAUAAUUCUUGCUGUAAAUACUGUUGCAGCAGGCCUGUUCAAAAUUAAACGUUAU
Onychostoma macrolepis is the source of this 2636-nucleotide messenger RNA. RefSeq names its product kelch repeat-containing protein (gene krcp). The record is from RefSeq and is a predicted model, not a curated record. Gene Ontology annotation, molecular function: protein binding. The transcript has 13 exons. The coding region runs from base 123 to 1745 and encodes 540 amino acids. Lineage: Eukaryota; Metazoa; Chordata; Actinopteri; Cypriniformes; Cyprinidae.